AUGAAUAGUAGUCAAGAUUCAAUUCAAAAUCAACCACCAUUGAAAAAACAAAAACAAAAUCCAUCAUCACAACAAUCUAUAUCAAAAGAAGAACAAUUUCAAUUUUCUCAAGUAUUUAAUUCUUCAUCAACAAAUUCAUCAACAUCAGAACAAGAAUAUAAAUCAAUAAUUAUUAAAAAAGGUGAUAAAAUUCAAAAAAAAAUUUCUAAAUUAUUAAAAAUUUUAAUUGAAGAAAAAAAUUCAAUAAUUUUAAUGAGUUCAGGUGAAAAUUUACAAAAAUUAUCAUCAAUUAUUGAAAUUUUAAAAUUAAAAUUAAGAGAAUUUUAUAAUACAAAUGAAGGUAUAGAUUUUAAAUUUGAACAAUUUAAUAAAUUAGAUUUUUAUGAAACUUCAACUAAAAAAAAUGAAAUUUUAGAUAAAACUUUAAAAGUUCCUGUUUUAUAUACAAUGAUUCGUUCUAUAAAUCCUAAUCAAGAUGGAUUUAAUGAUUGGACUAGACAAUUGGUGUGA
Hansenula ciferrii is the source of this 510-nucleotide messenger RNA. RefSeq names its product ribonuclease P/MRP protein subunit POP6 (gene POP6). The record is from RefSeq and is a predicted model, not a curated record. The coding region runs from base 1 to 510 and encodes 169 amino acids. Lineage: Eukaryota; Fungi; Ascomycota; Saccharomycetes; Phaffomycetales; Wickerhamomycetaceae. The transcript has a single exon.